AUGACCGACAGUCCAGCGCCACCAGUCCAGGUGAAAGUCAAUGAGCCCGUUUCGCCUUACCAGGUGAUGGCCCUCAGAGUAAGUUGUUUUCGCUUCUUGUUAUUCUGGGUUUAGGUACCAACGAAGAAGGAGUAAAAGAAAUAUUGAGUGUACAGGGGUGGGGAAGGAGUGAAGGCUUUCUUGGAUAUUAUUUUCUUGGUUUGAUGUCUGAAAUUCACUUAAAUUUAAGAUGUCUUUGAUAAAAGAUGUUACACCAGUUGUCAGAUGUCGCCCGAACAAUUUUUCAAGAAGAGUUGCUAGUUUAUCGUUUUAAAACUUUUUGGCAACCUAACAUUUCGUUUAUUAUUCUUUUUUAGGGUGCCAUCGUUGGCUGUGGAGUACUUGGUGCAUAUUUGUUUAUCCGCCGAUCAAAGCUUUUCACCUCACUCCGGAAUGUCAACGAAAUUCCCGAAGCGUUCAUUCGCAAAGAAAUGCAGCUAAAGGGAUUUAUUCGACAAGUCGAUAGCAAUGGUGUUUUUAAGGUCGAGCAUCAACCGGUGAUAGGACUUCCAAGAUUUCUGCGUCCAAAGAAACAAAAUGUAAGGUUUUAGUUUUUUUGUUUUAAUGUUUUAGGUGGGACAUGAUGUAUGUAAUUGGGAAAUAAUUUCAGCAAGACCUUUUACGCCUGCGUUUGGCCGCUUUGGAUGUCUCGCCUGCUGGAGUAACAUAUUUGAAUAAGGAUUUGAAGCUGAAGGAUAGAAAAGUUUUCUUCCAACCGAUUAAGCCAUCUGCCGGCGAUCCCAACUCUUUCGAUUGUGAUGUGACUGUCAAAAAGGUGGGUAUUUCCAAACGUUUAUGCUCGAUUUUAUGUUAUAGUAGGUAAUUAUUGUGGAUGUUUCAGAAUAUCCUCGGUCUUACAAACCUAAACGUCGACUUGGUCCGGAAGGGAUAUGCAAGAGUCUAUACUCUAGACCAUAAGACACAUUAUGAUGCUCUUCAGUCCAACUCGGCAUAUUCGAGACUAGUUACGAAGCUGCUGACAUCCGAGAAAGUAGCCGAAAGCCGAGGCGUUGGAGUGUGGAAUCAAGCUGGAUGGGUGGAGAAGGUGGAGUCUUUGCCUUCAGCUGCCGGUCAGAUUGUCCGUUCAGCCGCUGUUUUCAAAUUCUUUGUAAGUUUUUCUUUAAUUAUGGUAGGGGUAUUGCUCUAUGAAAAUAUUGAGAAAUUAGGAUGAAGGAUAAUUGAAAAUUGCUCCAGAAUCUUCUGUGGCGAAUUACGGUAGACCUCUUCUACUUCACAGUACAUCUACUUCGUCAUCUCUAUCACCUGACGGCAGCUACGGCCAGCUUGACCGCCGAUGCGUAUCGUCGUUUUGGCCGACGAGUCGACGAAUGGAUCAAGCUCUACGAUCGGCUGAAACAUCGUCUACUUGGCGCCAAAGCCAUCAAAAAGGAGUAG
Bursaphelenchus xylophilus (pine wood nematode) is the source of this 1434-nucleotide messenger RNA. The record is from the annotation of a GenBank genome assembly. Lineage: Eukaryota; Metazoa; Nematoda; Chromadorea; Rhabditida; Aphelenchoididae.